AUGAGGCAAAAAAGAGAAUUGCAAAGUACGGUGGACAGUAUCACACGCAAUGUCGGGAAAGCUGGCUCCACCGUUGUCAAGUACUCUGAAGAGCUUUUAAAUAAGGAAACUGAGAAAAUCCAGGAAGCGACUGGAUUGCCACAAUGGGCGGUAAUCGCUCUUGCCGUAAUAACGGCGAUCGUGACCUUUUGUUUGCUCAUAUGCGUUUGCAAAAAGUGCAUUUGCAAAAAGCGUAAAAAAUCGAAGAAGGGAAACCAAAAAGAACAAGUCAUCGACAUGUCGCAGUUCAAGAAUCUUGGCGAAGAACUUGACGAAGUGUCGAAAAAGGAAGACACAGAAGAAAAGGAAAAGGAGAAGCUGGGUACUCUCCGAUUCAGCUUAGAUUAUGACUUCGAAGCGAACAACCUAAAAGUGCACGUGAUGAACGCGAACGAUCUCCCGGCGAUGGACUUGAACGGCACUUCUGACCCGUACGUAAAAGUGUACGUCCUUCCAGACAAGAAAAAGAAGUUCGAGACCAAGGUGCAAAAGAAAUCCCUCAACCCAGUUUUCGACGAGACAUUCAACUUUAAAGUGCUCUACAAAGAAAUCGGCUCUAAAACUGUCGUCCUCGCCGUUUACGAUUUCGACCGCUUUGGAAAACAUGACAUUAUUGGAAAAAUUGAAGUUCCGCUCAAUUCGAUCGAUCUUGGACAAAUUUUCGAAACAACGAAAGAACUAGAAGCUGCUGACAAGGAUUCUGAGAAAUUGGGAGAUGUUUGUUUCUCUCUCAGAUACGUUCCGACAUCGGGUAAAUUCACUGUGGUUAUCUUGGAGGCGAAGAAUUUAAAGAAGAUGGACGCCUGCGGUCUUUCAGAUCCAUACGUGAAAGUCAACCUUAUGCAAAACGGGAAGCGGCUGAAAAAGAAGAAAACAACAGUCAAAAAGAAUACUCUCAAUCCCUAUUACAACGAGUCAUUCAGCUUUGAAGUUCCCUUCGAGCAGAUUCAGAAAGUAACUGUAGUCAUCACUGUCCUCGAUUACGAUCAAGUCGGCUCGAACGAUCCAAUCGGAAAAGUUGUCGUCGGCUGUGGUGCUUCUGGCCAAGAACUCAAGCAUUGGAGCGAUAUGCUCUCGGCGCCACGGCGACCGAUCGCUUCAUGGCACUCACUGCAGCCAGCGGAGGACGAUAAGUAG
Molecule: messenger RNA, 1176 nt
Organism: Oikopleura dioica
Lineage: Eukaryota; Metazoa; Chordata; Appendicularia; Copelata; Oikopleuridae
Source: the annotation of a GenBank genome assembly